CGGGGAGCCAAUCACGCAGAAGGAAGUGACACCCUGAGGCGCCCCACUCGGUGUCUGCGACACGCCGCCCAGGAAGUGCCAUGAACCGUCUUCUACUGUUACUUUUGCCCGCAGUACGCGCACAAUGCGACAAGUUUCAAAAUGAGUAAGAGGAAAGGUGAAGCCCUCAGUAAAGCCACAGCUGUCAAGAGCCGCAGAGCGGCCCCUUCAUCCAGCAGAGGCCCUCCCUCCGUCUCAGGAGACAUCGGCCUCAUUGAGAGCAUCACUCUGAAACACUUCAUGUGUCACCAUUGGCUCGGCCCCUUCAAGUUUGGACCCAAUGUGAAUUUCAUCGUCGGCAACAAUGGAAGUGGAAAAAGCGCAAUCGUGACUGCUUUGAUAGUAGGCCUGGGUGGAAAGGCAACCGUCACAAACAGAGGAAUGUCCCUGAAGGAUUUUGUUAAAAGCGGUGAGAACACUGCAGAUAUAACAGUGAAGCUGAGAAACAGAGGACCAGAUGCGUUUAAAAGGGGCGUCUACGGCGACUGCAUCUCCAUCGAGCACCGGAUCUCCAGCGAUGGAUGUCGCACCUGCAGAUUGAAGAACAAAUCAGGACAACUUAUCUCAAACAAGAAGGAGGAUCUGACAGCCAUUUUGGACCAUUUCAACAUUCAGUUGGAUAACCCUGUGUCCAUCCUCAGCCAAGAAAUGUGUAAACAGUUCCUGCAUUCAAAAAGUGAAUCCGACAAGUACAAGUUCUUCAUGAAAGCAACUCUGCUGGAACAGAUGAAGAGAGAUUACAUGCACAUCAAAAACACUAAAACAGUUACACGGCAGCAGGUUGAGAGACAAGAGGAGUCUCUUAAGGACCUGAAGCAAGAGUUUCUCCAGAAGAAAGAGAGGUACGAAAAGUUGCCGUCCUUCAGUGAGAUGAAGGGGGUUUUGGAGAAUCUCAAGAAAGCGAUGGCGUGGUGUUUGGUCAGAGAGAAAGAGCAGCUUGUACACCAGUUAAAGGAGGACUUUGAAAAGGAAGCAAACAAUCACAAACACCGGGACAACCUUCAGCUCUGGCAGUCUAAGCUCACACAAGUGGAGAAGAGGAUCCAGCGCAUCGAAAGCAGGGUUGAUGGCAUGAGGCAGGAACGAGAGACUCUGUCUGAUGACAGUUUGAAGAUGAGAGAGCAAGUGAAAGUCGUCUGCAAGGCUCACAAGGAGCAGGAGCUUGUUUAUUUCCGCGCUCUGAACAAACUCAAACAGUCAGAAAAGGAGCAAAACCUUCUCCGGGAGAGAAUUGAUAAGGCAAAAACAAGUGUAAACCUUGACAAUGAUGGAACCACAGAAUAUUCAAAACAGCAGAAGAAAAUAUCCAGUCUGAAGGAGCAGCUUGCGCAGCUUGAGACAAACUGCUCAAAGUUGAAUCAAGAGAUCAAGAACAAGCAUCUGGCCCUUUUCAAUGGAAGGGAAGAGCGCGACAAGCUGAGAUUGGAGGAAAGAAAUAUCCACGCUGCGUACGAGUCCAAACUGAGGAGGAAGAAUCAGAUCCUCGCCAGUCGCUCAAACACACUGAAGCGAUUUGGAGAUCAGGUACCCGACCUGCUGGCUUCCAUCGCUGAGGCGUACGCCACAGGACGCUUUCUCAAGAGACCUGUUGGCCCAAUAGGGGCGUGCAUCAGUUUGAAGGAUCCCGUGUGGGCUGUGGCCGUGGAGUGCUGUCUGCGGAGCUUCAUGAAAGCUUUCUGCUGUGACAACUACAAGGACGAGGCGGUCCUCCAGGAGCUGAUGUGUCGCUAUUAUCCAAAGGGCAACAGGCCCCAGAUCAUCGUCAGCUCUUUCUCUGAAAAAGUUUACAACAUCCACGGACGGAAAGCCCAUCAUCCAGAAUGUCUUUCUGUGCUGGACAUAAUCACAGCAACGAACCCAGUCAUCAUCAACUGCCUGAUUGAUAUGAGGGGGAUAGAAUCAAUUCUCAUUAUCAAAGAUAAAGACAAAGCGAGAAGGGUCAUGCAGCAAGGUCAGCCUCCUAAGAACUGUCGCGAAGCCUUCACUGCUGAGGGCGACCAGGUGUUUUCAAACCGUUAUUACACCUGCGACUUCAGCAUAGCCAAGUACCUCGGUGGGGAUCUUGAGACUGAAAUAAGCAUGUUGGAGACCGAUCUGGCGAAUCACCAGGCUAAGCUGUCCAGGUUUCAUCUCCACGUGACCUCUGUGACUGAGGGCAUCAUGAACAUGGAGAGACAUCUGGACAGCACCGUUAUCACCCUGAAGAAGACUCUGGUGUCAGUGAAUCAAGUCAGGGCAUCAAUAACUGAGCUGGAGACUGCUGGCAAGGAGCACAUUGAUGACCUCAACACCUUGGAAGAAGUCGCCCAAGAGAACCGACAAAAGAUGGAGGUAGAAAACCAGACCGUUCAUGAGGCAAGGAAAGAGCUCAACAAGCAGCGGAAAGCAGCCGAGGAAGUGGAGUCCAAGUAUUCAGCUGUCAGAGAACGGAUUCAUCAUCUUUAUGAGGAGACCGAGGUGUUAAAGGAUGAGCAGCUGAAGCUGGAUGCUGAGUGUGCGAGACACGAGCACACCCUUACGAUUUUAGAAACCAAACUGAAGGCUCACGAAGACAACGUCCAAGCCAUGGAGAUUGAGCUCGCGGAAAGAGAAGAAGAGCUAAAGGAAUGUGUGGUCAAAGCAUCCGAGAUCAGCCCCGAGCGGCAGCAGGUGAGCAGCAGCACCAGCACCAGGACCAUCGACACUGAAAUCACGCGGCUGAAGAGGCAGAUCAAGGUGUACGAGAGCAACCACGGCGAGCAGGAGCAGGUGGUGAGGGAGUACGCUGAGGCCCUCGCACUCUACAGAGAGAAAACCAACCAAGUGAGAGAUCUGCGGGGGUUCAUCGAUCAACUGGAUAACAUCAUGUCGGACAGGCAGAACAGAUACAAAAUAAUGCGUAGGUCAGUCUCAGUCAGAUGCAAGUUGUACUUCAAUAACUUUCUGAUAAAGAUGAACUGCUGCGGCUCGAUGGUUUUUGAUCACAACAAUGAGACCCUCUCAAUCUCGGUGACGCCUCCGGGCAGAGAGGACGACGGUGUGAGCGACAUGAGGUCACUGUCCGGGGGCGAGCGCUCCUUCUCCACUGUUUGCUUCAUGCUCUCUCUGUGGGAAAUCACAGAGUCGCCCUUCAGAUGCCUCGAUGAGUUCGACGUCUACAUGGAUAUGCACAACCGCAGAAUCUCUCUGGAUCUCCUCCUGGAGCUGUCAGAGCGGCAGCACCUUCGACAGUUCAUCUUCAUCACUCCCAUCACCACCAGCAAUCUGCCCAAAACCAGCCUCAUCAAAAUCCACCAGCUUCAGGAUCCUGAAAGAAGCCAAAGUGAAACGAUGGAUGAAGAGACUCUUAUGACAGAAACAUGAAAAGUGACAGAUGAAGAUUAAUUUUCAUGUGCACAGUCAAUGUAUUAGAAUUCACUAUUGUUUAAUGGGAUUUGAAGUUGUACAUGUCCUUUUCUACUGUGAUAACUGUUUCAUUCCUGUUAUGCAGCCUAUGACAUAUGCAAAAGCUUGAGGAUUUUAUAUUUAAAAAAAUAACAAUUGAGUUUUUUUUAUGUGCAUUAUUCUGUAUUUAUGUGAGAAAGAAUCUCGUUAUCUAUAAUUCAAGAUAUUUGUUAUACGUAUAUAACACAUCCUGAUGUGUUUUUUGUCAAUUGUUUUUUCACCCUGAAGGUUUCGCUGCUACUAACUCUGAUUGCCCUGAAGGAUGUCGGUUAGUUUAUCAGAUGAAAUUUGGUGUGUUUGGGUGUGAAGAGUUCUGGCCCGCUAGAAGGAUUCUCACUCUUAUUUUCGUGCAUUUCACGACACAUUCAUUCAGUCAAGAGUGAACAAUUUUUUAAAAUGUUAAUCUGAAAUUGUUUUAGUAAUAUUUUGUGUAAUUUUACCUCAGGAGUGAGUGUAAAUAUGUGUAAUAACGUUGCUCCUGGAGUUGAUCGACUUUGGACUCUGUGACAUAAACAUGAACUCUGCAGUUCUCUGAAAACCGCUGAAAUAGAAGUUGUUUACUGUA
Molecule: messenger RNA, 4027 nt
Organism: Pungitius pungitius (ninespine stickleback)
Lineage: Eukaryota; Metazoa; Chordata; Actinopteri; Perciformes; Gasterosteidae
Gene: smc6
Product: structural maintenance of chromosomes 6
Exons: 27
Coding region: 142-3381 (1079 amino acids)
Biological process (GO): double-strand break repair via homologous recombination
Cellular component (GO): Smc5-Smc6 complex; nucleus; site of double-strand break
Molecular function (GO): damaged DNA binding; ATP hydrolysis activity; single-stranded DNA binding
Source: RefSeq, a predicted model, not a curated record